CUCUGGGUACAUCCAAAGCAAGACUGGCCUCAAAGACACAGAGAGGGAGACAGAAAGCGGGGGUGACAAGAGCACGAAUGAGAGGAAGCAGGGCCCACCCGGCUCCUUCUGCUCCCAGGUGCCCGGCGCAGAACUGAAGAGCCUACGCUACGUCAGGAGCAAAAUUCCUCCCUGGCUCCUGACUGCAUGAACCCCGCUGGGGAGUGGGACUCCAGGGAUCAUGGAGCCCUUCAGCUCAAGAAACCUCGCCCUGCAGGCAGAGAAAAAGCUCCUGAGCAAGCUGGCUGGGAGGUCAGUGGCGCACCUCUUCAUCGACGACACCAGCAGCGACGUGCUGGAUGAACUCUACAAGGUGUCCAAAGAGUACACCCACAGCCGGGGCGAGGCCCAGCGGGUCAUCAAGGACCUGGUCAAGGUGGCCAUUAAGGUGGCGGUGUUGCACCGAAAUGAGCAGUUUGGCCCCGGGGAGAUGGCGGCGGCUGACCAAUUCCGCCAGAAGCUGCGCCAAGGCGCCAUGACCGCCCUGAGCUUCGGUGAGGUGGACUUCACCUUCGAAGCGGCUGUGCUGGCGGGUCUGCUGACGGAGUGCCGCGACACCUUACUAGAGCUGGUGAGGCACCACCUCACGCCCAAGUCUCACGGCCGAAUCCGCCACGUCUUCGACCACUUCUCAGACCCCGGCCUGCUCACGGCCCUCUACAGCCCCGGCUACGCGCAGCACCUCAGCAAGAUCUGCGACGGGCUCAGGAAGCUGCUGGACGAGGGAAAGCUUUGAGGCCUGGUGUCCUGGCUCCGUCUAUCCCAACGAGGGGGCAGCCUCCCGACAGGCAGCAGGCCAAGGCUCUCUGGCCCCCCAGCCCCCUUGGGGCUGGGUUGGGUCUCCUUAGAGUGCGGCUUUUACCCUCGAGUGCGAGGCCCCGGGGGUUCACAAGCCCUUCCCUCCCCUGUGCCUCUGGCCACCAGGACAGGAAAUGAAGCUGCCUGAAAAAGGUGAAGUGAAAGUCGGACCUUCCACUUCCCCAUGGUAUGGACACAUGGUAUGGGGAAAUCCCUUCCAGGAAGAGGGAGGACAGCACCCCAAGCUGCUGACUAGGGGACGGGAGGGCGGAGGAGGGGUGUCAGACUCAAAGCCAGCCCAGGGGGCCAGGCCUGGGGCCAGUCUGGGUGGAUGCUGGAAGCCUUGCCCCCAGAGAAGGUCAGGGCAGGGGAAGAUACUCAGAAGGGAAAUAAACCUGCUAAACCAUG
Molecule: messenger RNA, 1245 nt
Organism: Vombatus ursinus (common wombat)
Lineage: Eukaryota; Metazoa; Chordata; Mammalia; Diprotodontia; Vombatidae
Product: tumor necrosis factor alpha-induced protein 8-like protein 2
Exons: 3
Coding region: 221-775 (184 amino acids)
Biological process (GO): negative regulation of inflammatory response; negative regulation of T cell activation; regulation of apoptotic process
Cellular component (GO): cytoplasm
Source: RefSeq, a predicted model, not a curated record